Molecule: messenger RNA, 1437 nt
Organism: Plodia interpunctella (Indianmeal moth)
Lineage: Eukaryota; Metazoa; Arthropoda; Insecta; Lepidoptera; Pyralidae
Product: mitochondrial basic amino acids transporter-like
Exons: 3
Coding region: 187-1068 (293 amino acids)
Biological process (GO): mitochondrial L-ornithine transmembrane transport
Cellular component (GO): mitochondrion
Molecular function (GO): high-affinity L-arginine transmembrane transporter activity
Source: RefSeq, a predicted model, not a curated record
UAAGUUCCCAACAGCGAGAAUCGAGGAGUCUUUUGACCGAGACAGACAUAUAAAACGUGCAAAAGGCGACGAUAUCAUUAAAGCCAACUCCUACCCCAAUAUGUUUAUUGGCAUAAUGUCUAGUGCUAAUAACGUUAGUACACACUACGAUUAUCAAAUUUGAAAACCACACGGGAGGUUGACACUAUGGCAUUGGAUUUCGUAGCUGGGUGCAUUGGGGGUUGUGCGGGCAUUAUCGCUGGUCAUCCUUUAGACACUUUAAAAGUACACAUACAGUCGGGGAGAGGUAGUCCUCUGGAAUGCACAAAAGCUCUUUUAAGGAGUGGAACGAUUGCAACUGCGUAUAGAGGAGUCGGAGCUCCUCUCGGAGGGAUCGCCGGCUUGAACGCCAUUGUGUUUGGUGCCUACGGACACACGAGAAGAGCGCUGCCUAACCCGGAUUCAAUAUCAUCCCAUGCGUUGGCUGGAGGUAUCGCAGGAUUGUUUCAAAGUACUAUCUGUGCUCCUGUCGAACUUGUAAAGACACGUCAACAACUAGCUAGAGCAGCAGAUCCUAUUCCAAAUGGCGCGUUAGGUGGAGCAAGAUAUGUUUUACGGACUGGUGGCUUCAGAGCUCUGUUCCGUGGUCUGGGUGUGACCAUGUUACGUGACAGCCCAGCGUUUGCAGCAUACUUUGCGGUAUACGAAGCCAUGACGCGCAAUGAUAAGUCUGCAGCUAAAGUAUUUACGGCUGGCGGGUUAGCGGGAGCAGCGUCGUGGAUUCUUGUAUAUCCACUGGAUGUUGUGAAGUCUAGGAUGCAAGGGGAUAUUAUUGGAAAGUACUCGAGUUCGUGGGACUGUUUCGUGAAGUCUGUAAGAUCUGAUGGUUUGCGGUGUAUGGGGCGAGGGAUGGUGGCCGUGACAGUGCGUGCAUUCAUCAGUAAUGGCGCUUGUUUCUCGGCGGUGGUAUGGACGGAGCGCGCGUGGCAACACUGCUCGUCGCAGACGACCCUGCACACUCUGGUGCAGGCGGCUGCAGUCAUUGCCGAUACCGGACAAGAGAAAACGGAACGUAACUUUGACUUGUAAAACUGUGUUCGUUGUUAGAUAUGUAGUUCGUUGUUAGGUAUGUAAGGUAUAUAAACUGGUUGUAAUAUACUUACGUAGCGGCACUUAUGAACGGCGAUCGCAUUAUAUAUGUAUUUCUUAUCAUGCACAAUAUUGUGAUAAGUACCUACUUAUCUUGUAUAUUUUAUGUAUGUUUUAAUACAUAAAUUUACAAAGCUAAGACUCUUUUAAUUAAUAUAAGAUCUUAUGUGCGAAAAUGCAAGCUGCAUUGGAACAGCAGAAUCGGAAAAACUAUGGGGAAAGGGGAUAGCGGGAGAUGUGUGGCUGAAGUGACGACUGUAUGAAAAUGGAUGCAAUUUUGCUCCAAUUAUAAUAAACUGAUCAAUUUUU